Spodoptera frugiperda (fall armyworm) is the source of this 6725-nucleotide messenger RNA. RefSeq names its product calcium-transporting ATPase sarcoplasmic/endoplasmic reticulum type (gene SERCA). Gene Ontology annotation, cellular component: membrane. NCBI's taxonomy places the organism in Eukaryota, Metazoa, Arthropoda, Insecta, Lepidoptera, Noctuidae. Bases 208 to 3288 code for a protein of 1026 amino acids. Gene Ontology annotation, biological process: calcium ion transmembrane transport; intracellular calcium ion homeostasis. The transcript has 11 exons. Gene Ontology annotation, molecular function: ATP binding; P-type calcium transporter activity; ATP hydrolysis activity. The record is from RefSeq and is a predicted model, not a curated record.
UUUGGUAAAAAAUGACGGCUGCAUUAGAUACGUGUUCGUGUCGUUUAUGAUAUUUACGAGAAAAAGUAUUAGUCUAGUACAAAUUUUAGUAAUAUUAACUGUAUAAAGUAAGAGUUAAAGCUAAAAAUAAGUGGAAUAUUAAAUAAGAUAGACACUUCUCAUGUAUAAAAAAAACUUGUGAACUGACGGCAACGUAGAUAUUCCGCCAUGGAGGACGCUCACACGAAAUCCGUGGAUGAAGUCCUAGGGUACUUCGGUACCGACCCAGACAAAGGCCUUAGUCCAGAUCAAGUUAAACGGAAUCAGGAUAAAUAUGGGCCAAAUGAACUGCCUGCGGAGGAGGGCAAAAGUAUAUGGCAGUUAGUCCUGGAACAAUUCGAUGACCUUUUAGUAAAGAUUUUGCUGUUAGCCGCUAUUAUUUCAUUCGUUUUAGCUUUAUUUGAAGAACACGAAGACGCAUUCUCCGCCUUCGUAGAGCCUUUUGUUAUUUUACUUAUUCUAAUCGCUAACGCUGUAGUAGGAGUAUGGCAGGAGAGAAAUGCCGAAUCCGCCAUCGAAGCUUUAAAAGAAUACGAACCCGAAAUGGGUAAAGUAGUCAGAGGAGACAAAUCCGGUGUACAGAAAAUCCGAGCCAAAGAAAUCGUACCCGGUGAUGUCGUUGAGGUGUCAGUCGGUGACAAAAUCCCCGCUGACAUCCGUCUCAUUAAGAUUUACUCGACCACUAUCCGUAUUGAUCAGUCCAUUUUGACCGGAGAGUCUGUCUCCGUCAUCAAGCACACUGAUGCCAUUCCCGACCCCCGCGCCGUCAACCAGGACAAAAAGAACAUUCUCUUCUCCGGUACCAAUGUCGCCGCUGGCAAAGCCCGUGGUGUGGUCAUCGGCACUGGUCUCAACACUGCCAUCGGUAAAAUCCGUACAGAAAUGUCCGAAACUGAGGAGAUUAAGACACCCUUGCAGCAAAAACUGGACGAAUUCGGUGAGCAGUUGUCUAAAGUCAUCUCAGUUAUCUGCGUUGCUGUAUGGGCCAUCAACAUCGGUCACUUCAACGACCCCGCUCACGGCGGAAGCUGGAUCAAGGGCGCCGUCUACUACUUCAAGAUUGCCGUCGCUUUGGCUGUCGCCGCUAUCCCCGAAGGUCUGCCCGCUGUCAUCACCACUUGUCUCGCUCUCGGUACCAGGCGUAUGGCUAAGAAGAACGCUAUCGUAAGGUCACUGCCCUCUGUGGAGACCCUUGGUUGCACAUCUGUCAUCUGCUCAGACAAGACCGGUACUCUAACCACUAACCAGAUGUCCGUUUCCCGUAUGUUCAUCUUUGAGAAGAUCGAAGGUAGCGACAGCAGCUUCCUUGAAUUCGAAAUCACUGGAUCCACCUACGAGCCUAUUGGCGACGUUUACCUUAAGGGUCAGAAGAUCAAGGCUGCUGAGUUCGACACUCUUCACGAAUUGGGCACUAUUUGCGUUAUGUGCAAUGACUCCGCUAUUGACUUCAACGAAUUCAAACAGGCUUUCGAAAAGGUUGGUGAAGCCACUGAGACCGCCCUUAUUGUCCUCGCCGAGAAAAUGAACCCCUUCAACGUCCCCAAGACUGGACUGGACCGCCGCUCUUGCGCUAUUGUUGUUCGCCAAGAAAUCGAAACUAAAUGGAAGAAAGAGUUCACUCUUGAAUUCUCCCGUGACAGGAAAUCUAUGUCCACUUACUGCACACCUCUUAAGCCUUCUCGUCUUGGCAAUGGACCCAAACUGUUCGUUAAGGGUGCACCUGAAGGUGUACUUGAUCGUUGCACACACGCACGUGUUGGAACUUCUAAGGUUCCUCUGAACUCUACCCUCAAGAACCGCAUUCUGGACCUCACCCGCCAGUACGGUACUGGUCGCGACACACUCCGUUGCUUGGCCCUUGCUACCGCUGACAGCCCACUGAAGCCUGAGGAAAUGGAUCUCGGAGACUCUACCAAAUUCUACACAUAUGAAGUCAACCUUACAUUCGUUGGUGUAGUAGGCAUGUUGGACCCCCCACGUAAAGAAGUAUUCGACUCCAUUGUCCGCUGCCGUGCUGCUGGUAUCAGAGUUAUCGUCAUCACUGGUGACAACAAAGCCACCGCGGAAGCUAUUUGCAGGCGUAUUGGAGUAUUCACUGAAGAUGAAGACACCACUGGCAAAUCUUUCUCUGGUCGUGAAUUCGAUGACUUGCCCGUAUCUGAGCAGCGCGCUGCCUGUGCCAAGGCUCGCUUGUUCUCCCGUGUAGAGCCCGCCCACAAGUCCAAGAUCGUUGAGUUCUUGCAGAGCAUGAACGAAAUCUCCGCUAUGACUGGUGAUGGUGUGAACGACGCCCCCGCUCUUAAGAAGGCUGAAAUCGGUAUUGCUAUGGGAUCUGGUACCGCCGUCGCUAAGUCUGCCGCUGAGAUGGUGUUGGCCGACGACAACUUCUCUUCCAUCGUCGCCGCUGUUGAAGAAGGUCGUGCCAUUUACAACAACAUGAAGCAGUUCAUCCGUUACUUGAUCUCCUCCAACAUUGGUGAAGUAGUCUCCAUCUUCUUGACUGCUGCCCUGGGUCUCCCUGAAGCUCUGAUCCCCGUACAACUGUUGUGGGUCAACCUUGUCACUGACGGUCUGCCCGCUACUGCCCUUGGUUUCAACCCACCUGAUCUCGACAUCAUGGACAAACCACCCCGUAAGGCUGAUGAGGGUCUGAUCUCUGGAUGGCUGUUCUUCAGGUACAUGGCUAUUGGUGGUUACGUCGGUGCUGCUACCGUCGGCGCUGCCUCAUGGUGGUUCAUGUACUCUCCUUACGGCCCACAAAUGACCUACUGGCAACUUACCCACCACUUACAGUGCCUCAGUGGAGGUGAUGAGUUCAAGGGCAUCGACUGCAAAAUCUUCACUGACCCUCACCCUAUGACCAUGGCCUUGUCCGUAUUAGUAACAAUUGAAAUGUUGAACGCCAUGAACAGUUUGUCUGAGAACCAGUCGCUCGUGACCAUGCCACCCUGGUCCAACAUGUGGCUGGUGGGCUCCAUGGCUCUCUCCUUCACCCUUCAUUUCGUCAUCUUGUACGUCGAGGUGCUGUCGGCCGUGUUCCAAGUGACGCCGCUGUCCGUCGACGAGUGGGUGACGGUGAUGAAGUUCUCAGUGCCCGUGGUGCUGCUGGACGAGGUUCUGAAGUUCGUGGCGCGCAAGAUCUCCGACGGUGAGAAGCGUUCGCAGCUGAUGCACUGGCUGGACGGCAUGCAAUGGAUUGUGGUCAUGUGGGCCGUGUUCUUUGGCAUCAUCAUCUACGGCCCCCUAUAAGCGGCCCGCCCCGUGUGCCGUGCCACCACCCCGUUUGAUUCACAUCUAAUACCUUCCUACCGAUUCCUGCGCCACCCACCUAUUCUAUUCAUGUUACAGUUUACAUUUUCUAUUCUCAUGAUAAGUUAUUUCUGGUGUGGGUAGCGCAUGGAAUUUAACUGUGGAAACCGAUAGACUUUGAGCCGCGCUCACCACAGUUUCAGUCAUCUAACAGUUUGGAAUGCUAAUUCUGGCGCACAUGGUGUGAAGUGAUGCCCUAGUGCCCCCAGUGCACGUCCCCGGCCCGGUGUUGGACAGCCAGGACUGCGAUGUGAGUGACAGUGCUAGUGAGUGCCGCCGGACUAGCGAUCUAAGUGUAGUUGUCUGUACUGCUUAGGUAGAUCUUACAGAGCCGUGGCAGCGCACUGCGCCCCGCUCUAGUGAUUAUGCAUUUUGUAUGUGCGAGACAAUAAAUUUAUUGGAGCUCAUUUUUUUACAAAUUUGUGAGUUCAACUUUCUUCCUUUUACUGAGUACAUAUACAUAAUAUUAUACACUUAUUUGAUGUGAAGAGGCUGUGAAGACCUUCAUUAUUAUAAAUGCUAACUAAUGAAACACCAAAAAUUGGUUUUAUUGAAAGUAUUUAUAAGUUAGAUUAAUUGCAUUUGAUACAUUUUGUAUACAGUAGCAUGAAAGCUCCUCAUUCAAAUAUAAUAAUAUAAUGAACUCGCACAUAGCUCAGUACCUUGUCCAGUUGGACAGCAGACAUGUUAUAAAACAUACUAUUAAUUGAUAGUAAUGUGCAUUGUUAGCUUAGUGUAAUUUAUCGUAAGUGUAUUAUUAGGGACGUGGUUACAAUUAUUCUCUCAGCAUAGGUAGUAAUCAAAAGAAUGUCUUUCUCCUCUGUCCUUUCACUGUGGUCGCUUCUUAACAUUCCUAUAUGCAUUUCGUUUUUCUUAUAUCAAACCUUGUUUGGUACUCAGAAGCGCUCUUAUUAUUAAUCUAAGCUAAUAUUAAUUAACAAAGUUUUAUGAAUGUGUCCCUAGGCUGAACUAACCUUAUGCCUUAGUGUGAACAUGGUGGACUAUAUAUAGACUGGCAGAAAGCUACACAGCAGUAGUGGGCAGUACUUAGCCACAGGAUGGCAGUUACUCUGAUUGUGUUUGUCUGUAGCUAUCGCCACUAUAUACAGUCCGUCAUGUGCACCCUUCGUAGCUCAAGUAAUAUGUCUUCAACUAUUUACUCGAGCUACAUGAGACCUUCAUGUAUUACAUCGAAAAAUAUUAUCAUGUCAAGCCUUGUUUCAAUAUAAUUAUUACAUAUUAUUAACAUUUUUGUACUGUGUAAAAUGUAUGUUUUUUACAUUAUUUACGACACAAUAAUUUAUUGAAAAAAAGCAAUAAUUAUAGUCUUAUGUAUGUACAAACUUAAAUUGGCUUAAUGAUCCCAUGUACGGUAUAGCACUUCUAUUUAUAUAUUCAUUAAUUGAUGUAAUUUUUGUUGUCUCCUAUUUAUUGAAAUAACCAUUUAUAUCAAUUAUAUUUUACCAUUGAGACAUAAUAUUACUUUUUAAGUUUAUAAAACCUGAUCCAAAAUUUGUUAGUAAGUGUGGUACAAGGUCAGUAUGUGCGUAUGUGUUUUAUUUUUACUAUAUAUAAUUAAAAAUAAUAAAAUUUGCAUGUAAACAUUGCAUGGUUUAUGACUUAUAAAGAGUGCAGUGAGUUUUUUUUUUAUAUAAUGCAUUAACAAUACAUUAUAUUUAUAGUAUAAUAUUAUAAAUUAUGUGCACCUAUUCCGAAUCUACAAUAAUUAAUUUGUCACAAUUGAAAGGAUGCAGCCGUCGAUAGUUUAUUUAUUUAAUGUGUCUUUUCUAUAUGCAACACACAUUACCUGUCGAACAAUAUCACCAACACAGCACAUUGACGUGCCAGCAUACUAUAGAGAUAUCUUGAAACUACCUAUUGCCUUCUUCAACUAUCUACCAAACGUUUAUCCCACUCUUACACUGCACAAUUAAGGGCAUGCUCAAAAACCUUUGUUGUGAAUGUCCCCUUGAAAUCCUGGAACUUGUUGCGUUUAUCAGAUUAACUUAUUGAAAUGUACAGUCGUUUAUACAUUUUACAUAUUAAAAUAGUCAACAAUAUUAAUGUUUGAAUUAUUUCCCUUCACACUCCAGUAGUGACACUACAUGACACGUCCCUUGUUUAUGAAAUCUAUACCACCCUAUGUAUUUGUACCCCAUGUUGUCCUUGGCAUACAAAUAAUUUUUAAUCACUAUUUCUAUUCCUACCUAACAAUUUGACAUAACAAGUUUUGCAACCUCAAGUUUGAUCUGAUUUGCGUUGCAAAUGGUGCUUCAGCCUGUAACAUGCAAGUUACAGUUUGAACACCAUUUACAACUUUAUUGGUAACCAAAGCGAUAAAGUAUCGUCACAAAACUAAUUAAACAAUGGUUACAAAGUAAGUAACAAAACGAUUGUUUUUAAAUUGCAAAACUUGGUUGGUUGAUGGUAGCGCCACGGCAGGAACGGUCCGUGGCGUGUUCCGCGCACGAUCCCCGCAUGCUCUAACGUGGUGUUGUCCUUGUGUCCCCAGCCCAGCCGACGUGGAAGCUGUAAGCGCCGGAACGCCGUCGCAGCGCCACUGCACGCACAUAUUCCAUGAACACUCAUUGUUUGUUGUGAUCCCGCAGUGAAACUACACAUUUAAUGUAACUACGACACGGUUGUGAUAUCUGCAUAAGACCUAGUAAGUUCGGACGGCAGCCCCCGCUCGAGCGCACACAACACUAACACUCUCGUUGUUUUGCAGCGAACGAGGUGGUCAUUGACAAGUGGUAAACGCCACCGAAUCAUAGUUCCUCACCCGCUUCUCUCAGCUACUUCUACCGCUCUCGUCUCCCGAUGUAAUAUUAAUUGGCUUUAGAUGUGUGCGAAUUAUAAAACGCGUCACGUAAGACUACAAUUAGGCUAGGCUAGAUAGGCCAGGGCCAGCGGUGGAGGAGAGGCGCGAGUGGUGGAUGCGGCGACGAGGCGGGCCGGGGCGCCGCCCCCCGUCCACCUGCUCACCUGCGCUAGUUCACCAGAGGGGACAUAAUGUUGUUCAUAAUGUGUAUAUACUACAGUAUGCUUAGGAGGUUUAAUCAAUUUGUUAUAUUACGUUGUUCUAAUUAAAGACUACAUGGUGCCCGUCGACAAAAGCAGUGCGAUAGACGAUGUGUACUUAAGUUGAGAGCACUCAUUAAUUUAUUGUUAUAUUUUUAUUAUCUUAUAAUCUAGUUUGCUUAUCUAGAGUCGAGUCAUUUCUAUUAGUGCUGACGCCUCGACGAGCAAUAUGGUGUCUGCAAGGGAAGGAUAAUUACAUGAUUGUCCAGUGUUUGGGACCUGAGUCCAAAAGUUUAAACAUACCUGUACAUUUUAAUGUAUUAUUGUUUUGUACAAUAAAUCGUUAUAAACGACAA